Messenger RNA from Chrysochloris asiatica (Cape golden mole), 957 nucleotides. RefSeq names its product dehydrogenase/reductase (SDR family) member 1 (gene DHRS1). Lineage: Eukaryota; Metazoa; Chordata; Mammalia; Afrosoricida; Chrysochloridae. The record is from RefSeq and is a predicted model, not a curated record. The coding region runs from base 31 to 957 and encodes 308 amino acids. The transcript has 8 exons.
UCCAUUUCUUUCUGAAUCUUGACAGUUCCCAUGAAGGGCCAAGUGUGUGUGGUAACUGGUGCCUCUAGAGGAAUCGGUCGUGGCAUCGCCUUGCAGCUCUGCCAAGCGGGAGCCACAGUGUACAUCACUGGCCGCUAUAUGGACACACUCCGGGCCACUGCUGAGGAGGCACAAUCCCGAGGAGGCCGAUGUGUGCCCGUGGUGUGUGAUUCAAGCCAGGAGAGCGAAGUGCGAAGCCUGUUUGAGCAGGUGGACCGUGAGCAGCAUGGGCGCCUGGAUGUGCUAGUCAACAAUGCCUAUGCCGGGGUCCAGGUGAUCCUCAACAACAAGAAAGCGUUCUGGGAAAGCCCCACCUCCUUGUGGGAUGACAUCAACAAUGUCGGACUCAGAGGCCACUACUUGUGCUCCGUGUAUGGGGCACGGCUGAUGGUACCAGCUGGCCGAGGGCUCAUCGUGGUCAUCUCCUCCCUUGGGGGACUGCAGUAUGCCUUCAACGUUCCCUAUGGUGUGGGCAAAGCUGCGUGCGACAGACUUGCUGCUGACUGCGCCCAUGAGCUGCGACACCAUGGGGUCAGCUACGUGUCUCUGUGGCCGGGGCUGGUGCAGACAGAACUGCUAAAGGAGCACAUAGCCAAGGAGGACACUACUGAGGAUCCCCUGAUGAAGCAGAUCAAAUCUGUUUUCUCAUCUGCGGAGACCACGGAAAUGAGUGGCAAAUGUAUUGUGGCUUUGGCAACAGACCCUGAUAUCCUGAGCCUGAGUGGGAAGGUGCUGCCAUCCUGUGACCUUGCUCGACGCUACGGCCUCCAGGAUGUAGAUGGCCGCCCCGUCCCAGAUUUUCUGUCAGUGAGUUCUCUUCUCACCCACGUCCCCAGCCUGAGUUGGCUGGCCUCCUACUUGCCGGGCUUCCUCCGCAUGCCCAAAUGGAUCAUGACCCUCUAUGCUAGCAAAUUCUAA